UCGCACAAGGAACAUAACGAAAAGAGCUUGAUUUGAUCGUAAAAUUAAGAAAGCCGGUGAAUCGCAAGUGGAAUUUUGUGUGCUCUGUUUUGUGAACUGAUAGCAAGUCAGUGUGUGGAAAAAGGACUUUGAAAAAUUGUGGACAUUUACGAGUGAUCGUUUGAAACGUUGUUUAGUGAUCUCACGAUGGCUACAGUGGUACGCAGCAUGGCCCUAGGGCCGAACAUGUACAUUCCCAAUGGACCAACGUUGAUACAGCAGACAGCGCCGGUUAAUCCUUAUCGGAAACGCCCAAUCGCACCGGCUCCAAUCAACUCCAACGUUGGACAUCCACCAACUCUAAGCUUGAAGGAUCGUCCAAUGAUCUCGAAGAAAUAUUGUGCCCUGCCUUACGCUGUUACACCUCAACAGUCAGCAUCGAUCCAACGACGCAACGCUCGCGAAAGAAAUCGCGUCAAGCAGGUAAACAACGGAUUUGCUAAUCUACGGCAGCAUAUUCCUAGUUCGGUAGUGACGGCACUUACCAACGGUGGCCGUGGUCCCCAUAAAAAGCUCAGCAAAGUGGAUACUCUGAAAGUUGCUGUCAAAUACAUCCGUAGCCUUCAGCGGAUGCUCGACGAAGAUUUGGAAAACAGUGGCGAAUCUACCAAGUCCACCGUAGAUAUGCAGGCCUUAUCUCCAGUUUCCUACUACGGAUCGAUGUCUGAACCUUCGACGGCGUCUUCUCCAGCACCUUCGCAGAUUUCCGAGUAUUCCAACUACAGCAGUAGUCAACCGGAAACGAUAACUUCCUUCAAACGGGAGCCCUACGACGUGUACUCGGCUAGUCAAACGCUACCAACGACGACCACUGCUCUGCCGAGUAUGACUAGCUUCAGCACCGUUACGUACUCCCAACCAAUUCAUCAUGUGUACAAAACCCAAGUUCCGGAGUAUCAUCAACCGGAAGAGCUCAGUCCACAAAAUACCGACGAUGAAGAACUUCUGGAUGCAAUUUCCUGGUGGCAACAGCAGCAGUGAAGCUCAGUUAGUUCUAUGUUACCUGGCUAGUACAAGACUGACACGGUCAUGAUUGGAGAUUCCACACUU
Molecule: messenger RNA, 1089 nt
Organism: Aedes aegypti (yellow fever mosquito)
Lineage: Eukaryota; Metazoa; Arthropoda; Insecta; Diptera; Culicidae
Product: achaete-scute complex protein T3
Exons: 1
Coding region: 187-1020 (277 amino acids)
Biological process (GO): neuron differentiation; sensory organ development; regulation of neurogenesis
Cellular component (GO): RNA polymerase II transcription regulator complex
Molecular function (GO): DNA-binding transcription factor activity, RNA polymerase II-specific; protein dimerization activity; RNA polymerase II transcription regulatory region sequence-specific DNA binding
Source: RefSeq, a predicted model, not a curated record